This is a messenger RNA of Erythranthe guttata (spotted monkey flower), 1034 nucleotides long. Its product is annotated as pseudouridine synthase and archaeosine transglycosylase (PUA) domain-containing protein. Lineage: Eukaryota; Viridiplantae; Streptophyta; Magnoliopsida; Lamiales; Phrymaceae. Gene Ontology annotation, biological process: formation of translation preinitiation complex. The record is from RefSeq and is a predicted model, not a curated record. Gene Ontology annotation, molecular function: RNA binding.
UGGGACUUUUAUAUAAUUCCCAAAAAGUAUUGAGUAAGAAAAAAUGAUAAUUAGGGCAAUUACAAAACCGAGAUGGAGGUGGAAUUAAUACCUAGUUAUUUUGGGUACAACAGCCAGCACAACCAUUUCAUUUCAGAAGGAACUAUUUUCCUCCCUUCUACUGAGAAAUCCACUCAGAAAUCAUCAUCAUGUUCAAAAAUGUUCUGAAACCAAAUUUUAGGUUCUCAUCUGAAGAAGUUUCUGCCCAAAAUCAAGUGAAGGCAUCUGUACAACGGAAAAUCCGGCAAAGUAUUGCAGAUGAGUAUCCAGGACUCGAACCCGUGUUGGAAGAUUUAUUGCCAAAAAAGUCACCGCUCGUUGUUGCAAAAUGUCAAAAUCAUCUGAAUUUGGUUCUGGUGAACAAUGUGCCGCUUUUCUUCAACAUACGUGAUGGACCUUAUAUGCCAACACUACGGCUUCUUCAUCAGUAUCCAACCAUCAUGAAAAAGCUGCAAGUUGACAGAGGGGCAAUAAAGUUUGUACUUGCAGGUGCCAAUAUAAUGUGCCCAGGGCUUACUUCUCCUGGUGGCGUGUUGGAUGACGAAGUAGAUGCAGAAACUCCCGUGGCUAUCAUGGCUGAAGGGAAGCAACAUGCUCUAGCUAUUGGAUUUACAAAAAUGUCGGCAAAAAAUAUACGGACAAUCAACAAAGGAAUUGGUGUGGAUACCAUGCACUAUCUUAAUGAUGGCCUCUGGAAGAUGGAGCGGUUGGAUUAAGUGUGGCAAAUCAAGGGCUCUAGGUGCUUGCAAAAUUCAGUUGAAAACGGUUUAUAAUCAAUCAAGUGCUUUUGAAGCAAUGUUUACAUAUGGUUGGACAAUAGUGAUCGUGACACAUAUAAGUUCGGUUGGAGAUUAAUGCUUUCCCUAGUUUGAACGAAAUUGUGGAAUUGGUUUUUCUUUAUGUAACAGUUGGGCCUUGACUGCAGUCGGAGUUGAUUUUUUUUUUCUACCUUUUGAAUGAUGUUGAAUAGUCAUUCAGUGACCGUUUCACUUUUU